UCCCACAGUCCAAUUAUAGUCAGGUGAUAGUGUUUCCUGUGUCAGGAUCAAUUGUAUGAGGGGACAGAUAAGAGGAGGAUGGCCACAUUGGCAGAUGAUUGAAAAUCACACCCAGUGUUGGGUUUUGUCUGAUGAAAACAAUUGUCCCCCUCACAGAAAAGAAGUGGAAGAAAUGCGGGAAGAGCUGCAGGAGUCUAACCUCACCUUCAACCACAAGAUCGCAGUUCAAGAGAGGAACGCUCUAGCUAACUGGAUGAAGGCUCGGUAUUGGGAAACAAGGAUGAUGCAGCAGAGCAGGGAGAACGCCUACCUGAAAUACAGACUGCGCAUGAUGCAAAGGGAGAUGCUGCCUGUGGGAUCCGUGAGGCAGGAACUGAUGCAGAGAAGGCCUGAGUCGCAGAAGCCUGUGAGGCAAGCAUCUAGAGUGGUUCCCAGGAUGAACAGCAGCACUAGCCCUCAAAGCGACCCAGAGAUGCAUACGGUCACUAGAGGUGUGAGAGAGUUCCCUCAUUGCCCAGGGCUCCUCCGUAUGCCCUACCACAUGGGGUGGAAUGUACCAGACUUCCCUCCUCCUCAUCCACCUCCACAGUGGUGGACAUGGGGGCCUUGGCCACACUUCGUUCCUCCACCACAAGGGUAAUCAUUUUGUAAUCUGAAGACUUCCUUGACCUCCAACAACCAGGCUCCAAUGAGUUUUUAUAUCUAGUCAAGAUAUGAAUGUUUCUGCCUGGUGGUCUGAAUGCUUUCCCUGCCCAUCCUGUACCCUGUGCUUUGUCUCUCCUGGUAUCUCCCCAAUAAACUGUUCAUGGUUCUG
This is a messenger RNA of Mustela lutreola (European mink), 814 nucleotides long. Its product is annotated as transport and Golgi organization protein 1 homolog. Bases 56 to 640 code for a protein of 194 amino acids. NCBI's taxonomy places the organism in Eukaryota, Metazoa, Chordata, Mammalia, Carnivora, Mustelidae. The record is from RefSeq and is a predicted model, not a curated record. The transcript has 7 exons.